Molecule: messenger RNA, 1134 nt
Organism: Penicillium expansum
Lineage: Eukaryota; Fungi; Ascomycota; Eurotiomycetes; Eurotiales; Aspergillaceae
Product: 5'-methylthioadenosine/S-adenosylhomocysteine nucleosidase family protein
Exons: 1
Coding region: 1-1134 (377 amino acids)
Biological process (GO): nucleoside metabolic process
Molecular function (GO): catalytic activity
Source: RefSeq, a predicted model, not a curated record
AUGCUUGAGAUAGCCGAAAGGCUUGAUGACCACAAACAACUCCCUGAGAUCUUUCACGGGUUGGGCAGUGAACCAGAGAACCAGUGUCACUCGAAAAAGCUGACACACAAUGACUAUGCUGUCGGGUGGAUCUGUGCAUUGUUUGAAGAGCAGACUGCUGCCACUGCUAUGUUAGACCAGGAGCAUCCCGAUCUCCCUACGCCGCCGGAUGAUCCGAACACGUACACCCUUGGGUCUAUUGGGGAGCACAAUGUCGUCAUAGCUUGUCUACCAGAAGGAAGGAUGGGUAAUAAUGUAGCGGCCACUUUUGCGACUCAGAUGGCGCGCACUUUUCCAUCCAUCAGGAUCCGCUUGAUAGUAGGCAUUGGUGGUGGCAUCCCUUCCAAAGUCAAACUCGGAGAUGUCGUGAUCAGCAUUCCUGUGGACCAGUAUCCAGGAGUUGUUCAAUGGGAUCUUGGCAAAGCAGAAGGUGGCGGGAAAUUCAGGCGUACCGGUGCUUUGAACAGCCCUCCAAGCGUACUUUUGACAGCCGCGGCCAAAGUAAGAACCAGGAACAGGCUCAAGAAACAUACUUUUCUACCCCAAUAUCUAGAAGAGAUGGGCAAAAAUUGGCCAGAUUUGGUGCCACAAUACAUUGAACCACCUUCUUCGGGGCUAGCCAAUUCUCAGGAAGAAGUGAAAAUGCCACGAUCUGUCAUUUAUGUCAUAUGGGAUAUAAUCCUGGCGCUUUUUGGCUACCUCUUGGGAUGGCAAAUCUUAGCCCCCGUGGAUGGUGGUCGCGAGCUGGUCCGGUUGGCUCAGACCCCAAAGCAACAGGGAGCUGUUGAGGUGCAUUGCGGUCUGAUAGCCUCCGGCAACCAAGUCAUUAAAGAUGCCAAGGUUCGUGAUGGUAUCAAUGAGCACCUCGGAGGAAAAGUCUUGUGUGUUGAGAUGGAGGCAGCAGGGUUGAUGAAUGACUUCCCCUGCAUUGUCAUACGGGGAAUUUGCAAUUAUGCCGAUAAAUGGAAAAAUGACGAAUGGCAGCCAUAUGCUGCAGCUGUGGCUGCGGCAUGUGCGAAGGCCGUUCUGAAGUAUGUGCAGCCAAGUCAUGUCGCCGGGGAGCACCCGUUAAGAGAUAUCCUAAGCCAAGGUUAG